AUUCAUUAGGACUGGGAGGUUGCCGGAGGAGCCCAGCUGAGUUUCAAGAUAUAAAAGCAACUUCGGGUGCCCCAUCUGCAGCCGGGACGUAUUAAGAGUCUGGAAGCUGGGCAGCUCCUGGCGUCGCGGGACUAGCUUCCCCUUCCCUCCUUUCUGACCCUCCCUCCUCCCGCCCACCGCUCCCUCCUCCCCCAGCGCCCUCCAGCCUCCCCGCGCCCCGGGAGCUCGCGGACAGCCUUCCAGGAUUAUGGAGUUUCUAAGUGAGAAAUUUGCCCUUAAGAGCCCGCCAAGUAAAAACAGUGACUUUUACAUGGGCACAGGAGGCGCGUUGGAGCACGUUAUGGAGACGCUGGACAAUGAUUCCUUUUACGGCAAAGCGACGGCAGGCAAAUGCGUGCAGGCCUUCGGGCCGCUGCCGCGGGCUGAGCAUCACGUGCGCCUGGACAGGACCUCGCCCUGUCAGGACAGCAGCGUGAACUAUGGCAUCACGAAAGUGGAAGGACAGCCCCUUCACACGGAGCUGAACCGAGCAAUGGACAGCUGCAACAACCUUAGGAUGUCUCCCGUGAAAGGAAUGCCAGAGAAGGGUGAGCUGGAUGAACUUGGGGACAAAUGUGACAGCAAUGUAUCCAGCAGCAAAAAGAGGAGGCACCGAACUACAUUCACCAGUUUGCAGCUGGAGGAGCUGGAGAAGGUCUUCCAAAAAACCCACUACCCGGAUGUAUACGUCAGAGAACAGCUCGCACUGAGAACGGAGCUCACUGAGGCCAGGGUCCAGGUUUGGUUUCAAAAUCGAAGGGCCAAGUGGAGAAAAAGAGAACGUUAUGGCCAAAUACAGCAAGCUAAAAGCCAUUUUGCUGCGACCUAUGACAUAUCAGUUUUACCAAGGACUGACAGCUACCCACAGAUUCAGAACAAUUUGUGGGCAGGAAAUGCAAGUGGUGGUUCUGUGGUUACGUCAUGCAUGUUACCACGUGACGCGUCCUCCUGCAUGACACCUUAUUCUCACUCGCCUCGGACAGAUUCCGGUUACACGGGGUUUUCAAACCACCAGAAUCAGUUCAGCCAUGUGCCCCUCAACAAUUUUUUCACUGACUCUCUUCUCACGGGGGCUACCAACGGACAUGCGUUUGAAACAAAGCCAGAAUUUGAAAGGAGGUCUUCCAGUAUUGCUGUCCUGAGAAUGAAAGCCAAGGAGCACACCGCCAAUAUUUCAUGGGCCAUGUAACAUACAGUACUCUUUUAUUUUUCUUUUCAUAGCAAAGUAAAAACAUUCUUAUUUUUCAUAUUUAAAGGGUACCACAAUAAGCUGCUGUGUGUGGAAGGGCUAAAGGUCAAGAUAUACGGUGAGACCAGCUUACAUGAAUGAUUGUUAUUAUUUAACAUUAAAAUCCAAGAAUGGACCCCUGAAAGGACGAAAUAGGUUUAGCAUGCACCAGCCUCCACAAACUCUGUUUUAGUAGUAAGGUU
Molecule: messenger RNA, 1470 nt
Organism: Acomys russatus (golden spiny mouse)
Lineage: Eukaryota; Metazoa; Chordata; Mammalia; Rodentia; Muridae
Gene: Alx1
Product: ALX homeobox 1
Exons: 4
Coding region: 248-1228 (326 amino acids)
Biological process (GO): embryonic skeletal system morphogenesis; negative regulation of DNA-templated transcription; positive regulation of transcription by RNA polymerase II
Molecular function (GO): RNA polymerase II transcription regulatory region sequence-specific DNA binding; DNA-binding transcription activator activity, RNA polymerase II-specific
Source: RefSeq, a predicted model, not a curated record